This is a messenger RNA of Dothidotthia symphoricarpi CBS 119687, 1065 nucleotides long. RefSeq names its product guanine nucleotide binding protein, alpha subunit. Gene Ontology annotation, molecular function: guanyl nucleotide binding; G-protein beta/gamma-subunit complex binding; GTPase activity. Gene Ontology annotation, cellular component: heterotrimeric G-protein complex. Gene Ontology annotation, biological process: G protein-coupled receptor signaling pathway; Rho protein signal transduction. The transcript has 5 exons. The record is from RefSeq and is a predicted model, not a curated record. Lineage: Eukaryota; Fungi; Ascomycota; Dothideomycetes; Pleosporales; Dothidotthiaceae. The coding region runs from base 1 to 1065 and encodes 354 amino acids.
AUGUGCUUUGGCAGGAAACCCGCAGACCCGGAGUCGAAGAAGAAUGAGGAAAUCGAAAAGGACCUCCGCGUGGACAGGAAGAAGUCGGAGCGCGAGGUGAAGCUCCUGUUGCUUGGUGCUGGCGAGAGCGGCAAGUCGACGGUUCUGAAGCAGAUGCGCAUCAUCAACGCAGGCGGAUUCGGCAGGACGGAGCGCAAGACAUGGCGAGCCACCAUCUUCAACAACCUGGUGUCGGCCUUCCAGACCAUCUACGCGGCCAUGCAGGAUGACGACACUGAUUUCGAGGACGAAGACAACAUCCGCUACUCCGAGCUGGUCAACUCCGCACCAGAUAUUGGAAUCGAAGAGCCCAUGCCCGAAGAGUUCCUCACUGCCUUCAACUGCCUGUGGGCGGACAAGGGUGUGCAGCUGACGAUACUGAGGGGCAACCAGUACGCGCUGCACGACAACCUGAGCUACUUCUUCCAAGAUGUCGACAGACUCUUCGCCAAAGACUUCCUUCCCACUGACCAAGACAUUCUGCGCACACGACUACGAACAACCGGUAUCUCAGAGACCAUCUUUGAGCUCGGCAACCUGACAUACAAGAUGGUCGACGUCGGUGGCCAGCGCUCGGAACGGAAAAAGUGGAUUCACGUAUUCGACAACGUGCAAGUAGUACUGUUUCUCGUCGCCAUCAGCGGUUACGACCACGUACUAGUGGAAGACAGGAAUGGGAACCAAAUGCACGAAGCCUUGAUGCUCUUCGAAUCCAUCUCCAACUCCAAGUACUUUGACAGAUCAGCCUUGAUCCUCUUUCUCAACAAGAGCGAUCUCUUCCGAGAAAAGAUAGCAGGUGGCAUGAGCCGAAUCAACAAGGUCUUCCCAGACUACACAGGCUCUCCGACCGAUGUCGAAGCAGGACAGGAGUUCUUCGCGGCCAAGUUCCGCAACCUCGUACGACAGCCGAAGAAGGAGGUUUACAUCCACUACACCAACGCGACCGAUACGGAUCUGCUGAAGAAGACCAUGGCAUCAGUACAGGACAUGAUUGUCCAGCGCAACCUCAAUGCCCUCAUUCUGUGA